CUCCAGGGUGGCUAGAGGGCUGGGCAGGGACUCUUCCACUGCGCCUGGGGCGGGGGUUGCUGUGGCGCCACCUCCGGAGGCGGGGCCGGAGGCUUGUUUUCUCAGAGAAACUGGGAGUGGUACCAACUACCCAAGACCUCCACGCCCUGGACUCCCCUACACUCAGCACCCCAAUCCCUUAAUGUACACACACGCACGCGGACCCCGCGCAGAUCCAAAGCAGGAGUCAAACAGCAUCUUCGCGUUUUUACCAGCUCCCCCUUUUCUUACAAAGGAGGAAGAAGCGGGCACCUCCAACAUAGUGAUGGCUCUCCAGAAGACCCUUUCAUUGCUUCUGCUCUUGCUGCUGACCCUGCUGGGGCUGGGGCUGGUGCAGCCCUCCUAUGGCCAGGGCACGUAUGAAGGAUUCCAGCGGCAACAUGUGGACUCUACAGGGACAGGUGGCACCGACUUGUACUGCAACAGGAUGAUGCAAAGACGAGGGAUGACUUCAGAUGGUUGCAAGAAAUUCAACACCUUCAUCCAUGAAGACAUCGGGACCAUUAAUAACAUCUGCAGGACCCCCAAUAUCCGGUGCAAGAGAGGCAGGAUGAACUGUCAUGCGGGUGUAGUGAGAGUCACAGACUGCAGAAAUACAGGAGGUUACUCGCCCUACAACUGCAGAUAUGGGGCCAGGGCCAGCACUAGGCGUGUUGUCAUUGCCUGUGAGGGUAACCCCCUGGUGCCUGUGCACCUUGACAGCUAGAUGCUACCCUGCAGGGGUUAUGGCCCCGUGGUUGACCUUUUACUUGUUCCUUGAAU
Myotis brandtii (Brandt's bat) is the source of this 801-nucleotide messenger RNA. RefSeq names its product ribonuclease 4. The record is from RefSeq and is a predicted model, not a curated record. The transcript has 2 exons. NCBI's taxonomy places the organism in Eukaryota, Metazoa, Chordata, Mammalia, Chiroptera, Vespertilionidae. Gene Ontology annotation, molecular function: nucleic acid binding. Bases 182 to 745 code for a protein of 187 amino acids.